Molecule: messenger RNA, 2731 nt
Organism: Diospyros lotus (date-plum)
Lineage: Eukaryota; Viridiplantae; Streptophyta; Magnoliopsida; Ericales; Ebenaceae
Product: DEAD-box ATP-dependent RNA helicase 3, chloroplastic-like
Molecular function (GO): RNA helicase activity; zinc ion binding; ATP binding
Source: RefSeq, a predicted model, not a curated record
GAGUAGCCAUUGAGCUGGAGGUUGAGACUGCCAUACAUCCCAAAACCUCCAACUCCAUUUCUCUCCCUCGCCUUAUCAUCUCUCUCUCUCUCUGGUCUCGCUUCAGCCACCGAAGUGAUGGCCUGCUCUUCUUCCAACGUCGCCGUCUCCACCAUCUACCAAACCUACCCCCCGGCGGACCUCUCCAGAAGACCCGCCUCCGCGCCGCCGCUCUCCCUCCCCUUCGCCGCCGACAAGCCCCACUUCACCGCCCUCAAAGCCUCUUCUGUCCGCUUCAAGCACCUCGUGUCGUUGGCGGUCGUCACUCCCAACUCCUCGGUGUUGAGCGAGGAGGCCUUCAAGGGCCUCGGCGGCUUCGGUAAAGAGGACCCUCUGGGUGUCGGCGAGUAUGACUCGGAAACGGAGGACACGGCGUUGUUUGGAGCUGACAGCGAUGACGAGCUUUCUAUUUCGAAACUGGGUCUUCCGCAGAGGCUCGUCGAGUCCCUAGAGACUCGGGGGAUUACCCACCUUUUUCCCAUUCAGAGAGCAGUGUUGACACCUGCAUUGGAAGGUCGAGAUCUAAUUGCUCGUGCAAAGACGGGGACAGGAAAGACAUUAGCCUUUGGGAUUCCAAUGAUUAAGCUGCUCAGUGAAGAUGACCAAGAAAAGAGUUCUAUGAGGCGUGGUAGGCUUCCCAGAGUGUUGGUUCUUGCACCCACUAGAGAGUUAGCAAAGCAAGUAGAGAAAGAGAUCAAAGAGUCUGCACCGUAUUUGAGCACAGUUUGUGUAUAUGGAGGAGUUUCUUAUAACACACAGCAAAAUGCACUUCAUCGUGGAGUUGAUGUCGUGGUGGGGACUCCAGGCAGAAUAAUCGACUUAAUAAAAAAUAACAGCCUGAAAUUGGGGGAAGUUCAAUACUUGGUUCUUGAUGAAGCUGAUCAAAUGCUUGCGGUUGGUUUUGAGGAAGAUGUGGAGGUGAUUCUAGAAACUCCAGCAAAACGGCAGAGCAUGCUCUUCUCAGCAACCAUGCCUGGUUGGGUAAAGAAACUGGCCAGGAAGUACUUAGACAAUCCUCUGACCAUUGAUUUGGUUGGUGACCAGGAUGAAAAGCUGGCAGAGGGAAUAAAGUUGUUUGCUAUAUCAACCACUGCAACUUCAAAGCGUACCAUUCUCAGUGAUCUUGUAACGGUCUAUGCAAAGGGUGGGAAGGCCAUUGUUUUCACACAAACAAAACGCGAUGCAGAUGAAGUCUCAAUGGCAUUAACAAACAGCAUUGCUUCAGAGGCAUUGCAUGGUGAUAUAUCACAACACCAGAGGGAGAGAACAUUAAAUGGUUUUAGGCAAGGAAAAUUCACUGUGCUAGUUGCCACAGAUGUUGCAGCUAGAGGGCUUGAUAUCCCCAAUGUUGAUUUAAUUAUCCACUAUGAACUACCUAAUGAUCCAGAGACUUUUGUUCAUCGUUCUGGUCGUACUGGACGAGCUGGGAAAGAAGGUACAGCUAUUUUGAUGUUCACCAGUAGCCAAAGGCGAACAAUCAAAUCUCUUGAGCGUGAUGUUGGGUGCAAAUUUGAGUUCAUCACUCCACCAUCCGUCGAAGAGGUUUUGGGGUCAUCAGCUGAGCAAGUGAUUGCUACCCUCAGUGGAGUUCAUCAUGAAUCUGUGGAAUUCUUUACCCCAACCGCACAGAAGUUAAUUGAUGAACAAGGCACUGUUGCUCUUGCUGCUGCAAUAGCACAGAUGAGUGGUUUUUCGCGGCCUCCAUCAUCCCGUUCUCUUAUUACCCAUGAGCAGGGAUUGGUGACGUUGCAGCUGACACGUGAUCCGGGUUAUUCUAGAGGCUUCCUUUCAGCUAGAUCUGUCACCGGAUUAUUGUCAGAUGUGUAUUCUGCUGCUGCUGAUGAAGUUGGGAAAAUCCACUUAAUUGCAGAUGAAAAGGUUCAAGGAGCAGUUUUUGAUCUUCCAGAAGAAGUGGCAAAAGAGCUUCUGAGCAGACCGACACCGCCUGGAAAUACUCUCUCCAAAAUUUCUAAGCUGCCUGCUUUGCAAGAUGAUGGGCCUCCAAGUGAUUUCUAUGGCAGGUUUUCUAACAGGGACAGGGGCUCCCGAGCAGGUUCAAGAGACCGUAGAGGUGCCAGAAGUUCACGGGGUUGGGGUUGGGGUUCUGAUGAUGAGGGCGAAACUGACCAUCGGCGUGGUGGUGGUCGGGGCAGCGGUGGUGGUCGGGGCAGCCGAAGCAACAGUAGUUGGUCUAGGAGCUCCAGAGACAGUGGAAACGAUUGGCUAAUUGGUGACAGGCGCACUGGGCGGUCAUCCUCCUUUGGGAAUAGAGACAGGAGCUUUGCCGGAGCAUGCUUCAACUGUGGGCGGUCGGGACACAGGGCAUCAGAAUGCCCCACCAAGAAAGGUUACUAGUUGUGUUGUUGGUGGCACCCUUGUUCCCUGCACUGUUCGUCUGGUGACACGAGGAAGGGAUUGCUGGUGGCGGAGAGGCCACUGUUUGCCAAUGCCACGGGCACUGACUUACAAUGCUUUGGUUCCUAAAAUGGAGGCCUUAUUAGGAGGUCCAGAAGGCUGAAGAAGACGGUUUUGUGUGUAAAAAGAGUUGCAGAGCGGCAGCCUGUGUCUCUCCUUGAGCCCUCUCCCAACCCCACAGUGCAGGGUAUCUAUUAUUUUUGACAGGCCGAUUAUUUUGACAUUGUCGAACAAAUUGUUGAACUUUUAUAGGUCUUGAACUCAUUAAAAAUGGCAA